GACGUGACCCGGAUGUAAACAUCGCAGACAUAUUGGACGACCGAACGCAGAUAACCAUCCCGAAUGAUUGCCUCUGUUUUUGUUAAAGACCCAAAUUUGUUCGACCAGAAUUUGUUGUUCAGUAUAAAAAUUAUUUUUCUAAAAUUUACAUCCGUCCUGGCGACCUGCCUUAGGUCUGGAUGGAGCGGCCGAGCCACGACGAGGCGACAACCGCCGAAACUUUCCGCUCGCAGGCGACGCUCAUCAUGGAGGUGGCGGUGGAUGCAGCCGUGGGAGUUUUCCACAGGAGCCUCGUUGGCGGGCAGAUCCAGGCUGCAGACAACGCCGAGCUGAAGCGUCAGCUAACAUCCAUCUUGAGUGUGGCAGCGAAGGAGGCAGUCCGUCAAAUCUGCAGUGUGUUUGGACAGCUCCUGGCAACCUUGCCCAAGGAAGAUGACACCUCCCGAGACAAAGUGGGGCAGCUGGAGGUUGAGCUGAGUUCAAGGGACAAGCAAACGUCUACAAUGGAGAAAACAGAGACAGACGACAAACGACAGGUCGCUGCCCCCAUGAGCCUCGCCAUGUCCAUCAUCAACUCAGCCAAAGCGAUUUCCAGUAAAGCAAGCAGUGGCGGUACGGCUCAGGUUCCUCUAGUCAUCAUCAGCUCGCCGGUUCACAGCACAUUCAGGGUCCCGAAUGGCCCCUUGGUGACACCAUCUGAAGACCACCUUGAAGAUCACGCUCAGGGUGAAGGCUCUGGCGUGAUGUCACUUCCGUUCGCGGGUGAGCAGCUGGAGCCUGAGAAGUUGGUGGCCACCAAGAAUGAGACGGAGCUUCACGAAAAGGAGGCCAGUAAGACGGCAGAACCAGUUGACGUUAAAUCUGAAAAGGAGAUGGUGACCCACACUCAACCAGCUGCAAGUGAAGACGACCUGAAGGAGCUGGAGAAUAAGCGCCGGCGUGAGCAGUACAAGAACAAGCGCUUCUUCUGCGAGCUGUGCGACAAAGGCUUCCACCAGCAACACCAGCUACGCAAACACGCCUUGCGCCACACCAAACCCUUCCCCUGCACGCUGUGUGACAAAGGCUUCUACCAGGCAAAAACACUGCACAAACACCAGCAGGCCCACCAGCUACGCGAGGCCCAGGAACGAGACCCUGACAAGAUGCUGGCGUGCGAGCAGUGCAAUCGGAAAUUCCGUCUGGCCCGGCAGCUGCGCGCCCAUCAAAAGUCGCACCGGCUGGAGGCAACGCCCCUGCGCUGCGCCACCUGCGGCCGCACAUUCACCUCGGCGGCCGUGCUUCGAUACCACGAGAUCUCGCACGCUGACGUCAAGCCCUUCAUGUGCGACGUGUGCGGCAAAGGCUUCCUGAGGAAAAAAAGCCUACGCGAGCACCAGGCGGUCCACACGGGGGCGCGGCCGUACCCCUGCCAGACGUGCGGCAAGCGCUUUUCCACCAGCGGGAACCUGCGCGUGCACAAGCGCUCGCACUCGGACGAGCGACCCUUCUCGUGCGGCGAGUGCAACAAGGCCUUCAAGUGCCGUAUGGGUCUGCUGCAGCACCGUGUGGUCCACACGGGGGAGAAGCCUUUCGUCUGUCAGACCUGCGGACUCAGCUUCGGACUCAAGUACAACUUCCAAAGGCACCUGCGCCUCCACAGCGGAGAAAAGCCCUUCAAGUGUGAGAAGUGCGGCGAAGGCUUCUCCGGAACGUGGGCCCUGAAAACGCACAUGCUAGCGCACGGCGUGGAGAAACCCUUCAUGUGCGACCUGUGCGGCAAGACCUUCUUCUACAACUGCCAGCUGCAGAAGCACCAGCUCGUGGUCCACAAGAACAAGGAGCACGCCAAGGCGGGCGGCGCGCCCGCCGGCAACCGGCGCCGUCGGCGGGCAUCGGCGGGCAUGAAGGCCUUCAGCUGCAAGAGCUGCGCCAAGAGCUUCAGCAGCGUCAGCACGCUUCGCACGCACGAGAAGAGCCACGCCGAGCACAAGGAGUUUGUCUGCGAGACCUGCGGGAAGUCCUUCCACCAGCGCCACCUAUACAUUUACCACAUGCGCCAGCACAGCGGCGACCGGCCGCACGUCUGCGGUUUUUGCCAGAAGGCCUUCCUGCUUCAGUCGCAGCUACGCCAGCACGAGCUGCUGCACACAGGCGUCAAGCCGCACCAGUGCCAACAGUGCGGGAAGGCCUUCAGGACGACGCAGAACUACCACCGACACCUCCUGGUGCACACGGGCGAGAAGCCCUACGAGUGCCAACAGUGCGGCCGCAAGUUCCGCCAGUCCAACCAGCUCAAGUCGCACAUGCAGAUCCACACGGGCGUCAAGCUGUACUCGUGCCAGAGUUGCGGCCGCGGGUUCUCCGACUCCAGGCAGCUCAAGAAGCACCGCUGUGGCGACGGGGCGAAGGCCUCGCACCAGUCCGGAAGCAAAUGCAACAAAGAGAAAAGCGCAGUUUUCCCUUGGAGCGAUGGUUUCGUCAACGAGUGAUCACUAACCAUACCAGAUGCAUCAUAGAAAUGGUGGAAAAAGUGCCAGCUUGAAAGGGAAUGUUAAUGAUUCACUCACAAUAAAAACAAACACCAGCACAAAAACAAAUUAUAAAUGACUUAUUUUAAUCCA
Syngnathus typhle (broad-nosed pipefish) is the source of this 2603-nucleotide messenger RNA. RefSeq names its product zinc finger protein 345-like. The coding region runs from base 180 to 2471 and encodes 763 amino acids. Gene Ontology annotation, cellular component: nucleus. The transcript has 7 exons. The record is from RefSeq and is a predicted model, not a curated record. Lineage: Eukaryota; Metazoa; Chordata; Actinopteri; Syngnathiformes; Syngnathidae. Gene Ontology annotation, biological process: regulation of transcription by RNA polymerase II. Gene Ontology annotation, molecular function: RNA polymerase II cis-regulatory region sequence-specific DNA binding; DNA-binding transcription activator activity, RNA polymerase II-specific.